AUGUUUUAUUCCGCAGUGCCACGAGUGCCACUGGCUUUAAUAGCCCUUAUCAGUUGGUUAUGCCAUAUCUCACCAGCAAUAAUUAUUCCUGCAUUGCGGAAUGAACAUCCUGAAAAUGUUCCGGAUAAGGUGGCCAUCGAGAAAGAACCGAUUGAUAACAAUUCUGAUAGAAUGUCACCAACAGGCGGAACAUUUAAUCAGUAUUUGGGUAAUAACAUACACCUAUUUGAAGGCGAUAUUAUCCUUACAAAGCAGCAAGAAAAGGUUUGGAAUCAAACAUUCAAUUACGCAAUGACAUUUUCAAAUCGAACAAUCAGAAUGGGACGAAAGAAGCGACAAGCUUAUCGCUCUGAUAACUAUUUCUGGCAAGAUGGCAUUGUGCCUUAUAGAAUUGACUCAAAACUUUCACAGCACGCCAAAGAUAUUAUAAAGAAAUCAAUUGAAAAGUGGGAAAGUAGUACAUGCAUUACUUUUAUUCCAGCUAGCAAUAAAAAAAAUGCGCUCGUUUUUGUUCGAGGGUCAAGUUGCUCCAGUUAUAUUGGCCAUAUGUCACAAUGGACAAAGCAGCCAGUUUCGAUUGGUUAUAACUGUGAACAUAUUCAUACAAUUUCACAUGAAAUUGGUCAUGCAUUAGGUUUCUUGCAUACUCACACUCGAGCGGACCGCGAUGAAUACAUUUGGAUUAAAUUUAACAAUAUCCAAGAUGGUUUAUCGUCAAAUUUUGUGCGUUCGUCGCGUGAAGAUAAUUAUAACUAUGGACUUCCAUAUGACUAUGGUAGCGUAAUGCAUUAUAGCAAGAAAGCAUUUACAAGUAAUAGUGGUCCAACAAUUAUUCCACGGUAUUCGUGGUAUGAAGAUACGAUGGGCAGUGGUACUGGGCCAACAUUCAUUGAUAUUCUUAUGAUGAAUACACAUUAUAAAUGCUUAGGUCAAUGCAAAAACAACAUCAGAUGCAUGAAUAAUGGAUAUCAACAUCCAAGAGAUUGUUAUAGCUGUUUAUGCCCGACCGGGUACGGUGGAAGAUAUUGCGAACGGCGGGCUGAUUCAUUUGGUUGUGGUGGUAAUUUACGUGCAACAUCUGAAUGGCAAAUAUUAAAUGCAAAAAUGGGUAAAUCUGGAUUCUACAGUGAUGACAUAUCUUACUGUCACUGGUGGAUUGAGGCUGGACAACAUGAAGUUAUUGAAAUGGAAAUAACUUCACUUUCUGGUACUUGUUCAGAAGGAUGUAUUUUUGGUGGUUUAGAGAUAAAAGCUGUUGCUGAUAAGAGAUUAACCGGAUACAGAUUUUGUUGUGAACGAUCGAAUGGAAAAAUUGUGAAAGCAAAUGGUCCAAUACUUCCCGUUAUACUAUUCAAUAGAAGGGACUACACACAAGCUCUAAUUAGGUUUCGAUUGAAAAAAACAUAG
Molecule: messenger RNA, 1407 nt
Organism: Brugia pahangi
Lineage: Eukaryota; Metazoa; Nematoda; Chromadorea; Rhabditida; Onchocercidae
Source: the annotation of a GenBank genome assembly